Messenger RNA from Exophiala viscosa, 3288 nucleotides. RefSeq lists its product as uncharacterized. Gene Ontology annotation, biological process: DNA-templated transcription; regulation of DNA-templated transcription. Gene Ontology annotation, molecular function: zinc ion binding; DNA-binding transcription factor activity, RNA polymerase II-specific; DNA binding. The transcript is spliced from 2 exons. NCBI's taxonomy places the organism in Eukaryota, Fungi, Ascomycota, Eurotiomycetes, Chaetothyriales, Herpotrichiellaceae. The record is from RefSeq and is a predicted model, not a curated record. The coding region runs from base 390 to 2891 and encodes 833 amino acids.
UUAAAUGAACUCCAGCGCCCCGACGGGCUGAUCAGGGCAUCAUCUUUUAACUAAAAAUCUCGUUGUCGUCACCGUUGGACCGUGGUGGACGAUCUUCUUCGCACUCCAUCCACUCACUACCAGUACCCAGCAACAACUCCAGUCUCGAUCGGCGGAAACAUCAACUCGUCCACGCUCGUCGUGCUCGUCCUUUUCCUUGCCCUGCAGUGCCCUGCCACACUUCAAACCUUGUGCGACCUGCAUCAUAGGUCGCCCCGCGCCUGGCAGAUCCUGCAGCUGCCCGAUAUUCACUGGGGCUCAAAGCAUCGCCGUCUCCGUUUUCGCAACGGUACUUGCCAUGAACUAAGACUCUUCUCCUCUCUCACCCAAACAAACACGGUACCCGUCCCAUGGAUACGCCUCCUUCGAAACGAAAGUCCCCUGCCUACGAUGAUCAUGGCCCGCCCUCCAAGAAAAUAAAGACUCUGUCCGCCGAAGAGCCCGCCCAAUACAGCGAUGCGGUGCGAAAGAAGCUCGCUGCCACCUCCCGUACGGGGCAGGCAUGCGACCGAUGCAAGGAGCGGAAGAUGAAAUGCGACACCGAUCCGAUUGCCUGUCAACCAUGCCGCCAGAAGGGUCUACGUUGUUAUACCACCGAUCGUGUGACGGGUCAUGCCAGAGAAAGAGGAGAGACAGACCGCGCAGAAAACGAAUUACAAUACUUGAAGGAACAAUUGGCCGCUUAUCAAAUCAGAUACGGCCCUUUGCAGCAUUCUGAGACGAAUGGCGCAGUCCAUCCGACAAUAAAAGACCCUGUGGCCGUACCGCUCGGAUUUCCUGCGACCUCUAUUCCAGAAGCGCGUUAUGUCGGCUGGCCAGCACCGGAAAAUUCUGCGCCUCUCUGCUCGGGCCCAGUCAAAGGAACCCUGGUUGAUAUCCUCGAUGGCACAAUAGACAUUGCCGGCUGGGAUAGUGAGAUGAUGCAGGAGUAUCCCAAAGAUAUCAUGAACCGGUUUAACCUGUCGAGAACAUCCAUCAUCAACACCAUCACUGGUUUCCAACGGGUGGAGGAUCCCAAGGCACCCCCAAGAGAAGAAGCACUGCGAGACGCCAAUCAUUUCCUUGUCAUCAUGUCGCAAUAUGUCCCCGUGGUACACCGGCCAUCCUUUAUGGAAGUCGUACACAAAUUCUACGACCAACCGUCUUCGCUGAGUGCGCCGGAGCGUGUCCAAUUGUUUGUGGUCUUCGCCAUCAUUGCUCACCAGUCAGCAGUGCGUAACCAUUACCACGCAGCCGAGAAAUUUGAAGACUCCCACAGAUACUUACACUAUGCGCUGGGCUUCUACCGUGAACUUUGGCAUGACAAAUCGAUCGCAUCUAUGCAAGCGAUGGCUCUCAUCAUUGUCCAUUUUCGAAAUCUGCCCAAGCCCGGGAUUUCCUGGAACUAUGUCCAUAAAGUGCUCGUCCGAGCGAUCGAAUUGGAAUAUCAUCGAGAUCCCGACAAGAUUGAGCUGCCCGAAGGCGAAGACGACCCCCUCUCAAAAGAACUGCGGAAACGGAUCUUUCAUUCCAUACUGGCAGUAUGUGUAACGACUGGUUGCAGAGUGGGUUUGCCUGCGCCGUGGCAGUUCCAGCACAUUGAUCUACCGCUUCCCAAGCCGAUCAAAGACUCGGAGAUCUCCAAGCAAGGGAUCUCUUCCGACUUAUCAGGCUUGUGUGAUUUCUGGCCAUGUCUGCAGCUUGCGAAGUUACUUCCCCUGCUAACGGAAUUGCACAAUCACGUCAUUGCCGUCAGAAAGCCUGCGGCAGAGUAUCUGCAGACCGUCGAUGCACUAAAUACGAAAAUCGUGGCCUGGCGUCAAGAUUGGGACGAAUCCAUCAAAUAUGAGUCCAAACAGGUCAACCUACACGUGGCGACCCUUCUGAUGGAGACAUGGGCGGCUGAAUACCAGUUGAACCUUUACCAUCCGGUAUGUUGUGCAAGUGACGAUCCGGAGGUCAUGGAGCGGCACCUUGAGAUCUGUCAUAAGGCCGCCAAGCGCCUUCUGCAAACCUUCCAUACCUUGUCUAGCAGGUACAAAGGUGUCGACUUUACCUGGCAUUCGACAUUGGCAUAUGCCAUGGGCUUUGGCAUCACCCUGUACGUGUAUGGAAGAAAAACGGGCCGGACGACACUCGAGCAAUUUGAAGCCAUGAGGAACGAAUUGAAAGGAUGGAUGUCGUUGAUGGCCUAUGCCGACCUCGUUUUGAGAACUGGCAACCAUUUACAGGGACUAUUCCACCAGCGUGUUCAGACUCUCGUGGAAGAGUACCGGCGGCUUCUAAUCGACAUCAAACCCUCCAAAAUACAGAUACCACUUGCCGCUGUGAACGGAUCCGGCAUGAGCCAGUACGACCUCGAGAAUCAGAAUGCGUUGCAGUAUACGGAGAACGGCACGUUGCCCGAUCGCCGGAACAGUCUUCUACCACCUAUGUUCAUUCCUGGAGGUUCUAUGCCAGCACAAAGUCCGUCACAACUAUCUCCCGCCACAUAUCAACCGCCGCAAUGGUCGCCCUUGUCGUUCGCGUUUUUGCCACAGCCGCAGGGCCAAAAUCAAGUCACUUCGCCGAGUUUCCCGGCAGCAUACUCGAAUUCAAUAACAGCUCUCUCAACGCCUGGCCAAGUCCAGGCCGUCCCUACUUCGCUGGCUUCGUUGCUUAAUGAGUCGGGCAACAUCUACGCCAAUUAUCCCACGCCGCCACAUUCCCAGAGCGGUGUGAACGGCGUCAAUGGGAUGAAUGGAGUCAAUGGAGUGCACGGCACCGAGUCGUACAUGUCUUUCCAACCGAACCACUAUUUUGACGGACCUGGACCUUUGACUUGGCCACUUAUUUCCAUGCCUCCUGGUGGACAGCCUGGCAGCCAUGAGUAGUGCAUGAUUUUUUGCCCUUGACUGUCCAAUGAUUGCACGAAGAAGAUGCUAGCUGAGAGACCCCGGAGACCCCAGGAAGGCAUGAUUGUAAAAUUUGGUAAUAUAUUGUAUAUCAUAAUUCAGAUAGCUAUCAUAUGAGAUGACAUUUGAUCUUCAGGCAUCUUUCGUGAGUAUUCCUACGCAAACACUUCCCUCACAAUCUGAGCAUACGUCGUUCCAUUGUCGCCACCACCACUUUCUACCUCGUACGCUCCGUCCCAGAACAUCGCGCCCGCAAGAUUAGGCAGGUCCAAUGCUGCAACUUGUUGCAAGAUAGAUUGGUACUCAGACACACUAACAAACCCGGACCCGGCACCUGCAAAUGCCGGCGUUCCGAUCAGCAAUCUCGGCGCUGUAA